Aricia agestis (brown argus) is the source of this 1108-nucleotide messenger RNA. RefSeq names its product REPTOR-binding partner (gene REPTOR-BP). Gene Ontology annotation, molecular function: DNA-binding transcription factor activity. The record is from RefSeq and is a predicted model, not a curated record. Gene Ontology annotation, cellular component: nucleus. The coding region runs from base 187 to 594 and encodes 135 amino acids. Gene Ontology annotation, biological process: regulation of DNA-templated transcription. NCBI's taxonomy places the organism in Eukaryota, Metazoa, Arthropoda, Insecta, Lepidoptera, Lycaenidae. The transcript has 4 exons.
GCCUGUAAACGUCACGUAUGACGUGCUACCUACCUACUAGUGCUCUACCAAAAUAUGUCAAAUGACCUUGCCAGUUUGUAAACAAUACAUUUAGCUAAAAGUGGUUUUGUUAUAAAAUUAAAGUCGUUUAUUACUAUUUGGAAUUGAUAUAUCUCGAAUUUCAUUCUGUUAACGUAAAGUGUAAAAAUGAAUAUUGAUUUCGAAGCUAUGGCUGUUUUAGAAGAGGAGUCCCAGAAUGAGUCCCUGGGCGGGGUGUUCGGUUCCGGCACAUCGGCGGAGGUGGAGCGGCGGGAGGGGGGCAAGCGCGGCCGCAGACCCGGCAGGAAGGCGCAGCUCGACAAGCAGGACAUGAAGGCGAAGCUGGAGCGCAGCAGGCAGUCGGCGCGGGAGUGCCGCGCGCGCAAGAAGUUGCGGUACCAGUACCUGGAGGAGCUGGUGGCGGACCGCGAGCGAUCCGUCAUGUCGCUGAGGAAGGAGCUCGAUAUGUACUACAAAUGGAACCAGGAACUCGACCAGGGCCGCAUGCCUGAAGGCCUCGAGGCACUCCUUCAGGAGAUGGGAGUCGUCAAACCGGAGGAACAGAAGCAUUUCUGAUGACAGCUACCACAGGAUACCGGUGAAGAAAAACAGGUACCACAACAUACCAGCAAAGAAAAACAGGUACCAAAAAUUACCAUAAUAGAAAAACCGGUACCAACAAUAAUAAAAAGGGAAAGCAAAAGAAUACAAGCAAUUAAAAGUAGAAAAGCAAUGGAAAAACAGAACAAUAUAAUAGCUUAACAUUUUCAAAAUGUACCACAAAUUAUUUUCAUUAAUGUCAAAAUAGGUACCACGAUAUAAAAUGUAAAAUGUAUAUCAGCAACUUGAAGAAAUAGGACAGAAUAAUCUUUGACUUUGAAAAGAAGUACCACAAUUAGUAAUUACUUAUCAAUAGCAAAUCAGGUACCACAGACAAGCUUUCUGCUUUCAUGUAAAUAUUAUGCAGAUUAGUUUUAACUUUUAAUCUUAGGUUAAGGAGCAUUGAUAAACGUUUUUAUGUGAGACGUUUUUAGUGUGUUGUUAAGAUUUUUUUACGUGGUAGAGCCAUGCUUCGGCACGAAUGGGCCGG